Eptesicus fuscus (big brown bat) is the source of this 1117-nucleotide messenger RNA. RefSeq names its product solute carrier family 25 member 45 (gene SLC25A45). The record is from RefSeq and is a predicted model, not a curated record. Lineage: Eukaryota; Metazoa; Chordata; Mammalia; Chiroptera; Vespertilionidae. Gene Ontology annotation, molecular function: transmembrane transporter activity. The coding region runs from base 41 to 907 and encodes 288 amino acids. The transcript is spliced from 6 exons. Gene Ontology annotation, biological process: transmembrane transport. Gene Ontology annotation, cellular component: mitochondrion.
CACGUCUGCUCUGCGGGAGCCACCGGCCCCUGGCUGGACAAUGCCUGUGGAGGAGUUUGUGGCCGGCUGGAUCUCCGGAGCGCUGGGCUUGGUGCUGGGACACCCCUUCGACACCGUGAAGGUGCGGCUGCAGACCCAGAGCACAUACCGAGGCAUCAUCGACUGUAUGGUCAAGACCUACCGCCACGAGUCGAUCCUGGGCUUCUUCAAGGGGAUGAGCUUCCCCAUCGCCAGCAUAGCCGUGGUCAACUCGGUCCUGUUCGGGGUCUACAGCAACGCCCUGCUGGUGCUCACGGCCACCUCCCACCACGAGCGGCGCCUCCAGCCGCCCAGCUACACGCACGUCUUCAUAGCCGGCUGCACCGGGGGCUUCCUCCAGGCCUACUGCUUGGCCCCUUUUGACCUCAUCAAAGUUCGGCUACAAAACCAGACAGAGCCAAGGGCACGGCAGGGGAGCCGCCCACCCCGGUACCGGGGGCCCGUGCACUGUGCGGCCUCCAUCUUCCAGGAGGAGGGGCCGCGGGGGCUGUUCCGGGGAGCCUGGGCUCUGACGCUUAGGGACACCCCCACACUGGGAAUCUACUUCGUCACCUACGAAUGGCUCUGUCGCCAAUCCACACCAGAUGGCCAGAACCCCAGCUCAACCACAGUGCUGGUGGCAGGGGGCUUCGCAGGCAUCGCCUCCUGGGUGACAGCCACCCCCUUGGACGUGAUCAAGUCCCGGAUGCAGAUGGCCGGGCUGGAGCAGCGGGAGUACCAGGGGCUGCUGGACUGCAUGGUGAGCAGCGCCCGGCAGGAAGGCCUGGGGGUCUUCUUCCGGGGGCUGACCAUCAACAGCGCCCGCGCCUUUCCCGUCAACGCCGUCACCUUCCUCAGCUAUGAGUACCUCCUCCGCGCGUGGGGAUGAGGCUGCGCAGGCGCUGCCCGCAGCUCCCGGUGGGACGGAGCGCCACCCACCUGCCCAGGCUGGAGGCCGAGUUGAAGCACCAGGUUGAGAUUUCAAUGCGAGAGUCUCAGCCUUCCUGUGGAGGCACCUCCGGGCCUGGAAGGUGCAGAGGGGGCUGGGGAGGUGGUGAGGAGCAGGCCCCGCCCCCGGCCCCAAUUCCUUCCUAGACAA